UAUAUAUCAAUCAUCAAUCGUUCUUCUGCAAUCAGCUUAAACCCUAGCAUCUCUCUAAAAUCAGCUUUCUCUCUCUACAAGUUAUGGCACUAGUAGCAGUACCCACCUUCACCUUCAACAAGUCACUCCUCCCUCACUUCUCCGGCGGCGGCGGUGAUGUCAAACCGAAGACGCGCCGCUUCUCUCAGCCGAUGACCACGCGCUGCUGCUCAUUCUCGGAGUUCAAAAGGCACGCAGACAAAAUGUACGAAUACUUAUCCCCAUCCCUAGUCAGAAUCAGGAGUACCUUCGCCGAGAAAGCCGAGUCCUACUACGCCGGCGCCGGCGUCUUCCUCGAACCAACCCUAAUCCUCACCUCCGCCCACCUCGCCGGACGCGUCACCGUCUCCUACGAGCCCAAAUCGCCCAACGAACGGGACCCGUUCGUGUUCAACCACGACUGCGUCGUUCACAGAUCUCUCUUCGCCGAGACGACGGUGGCCAUCACUCAUGAUCUCAGAACCCUGCGCACAACCCCCGUGGCGGUGAACUACUCAAGCAACGUCGCCGUACUGAAGGUGGUGGCGGUGGCGGCGGAGGCGCCGCAGCCGCCGCCGACUGAGACAACCACCCCAUGCCAGCACCACCUGACGCCGAAAUUCAAGCCGUUUCCGCCGCUGCCAUUCCCUCACUACACGACGGCGAAUUUCCCGCCGAAGAGGGGCGAUUGCAUAAUGGUUAUGAUGGAUCUGCGCAGCAUGCACUUCGGAUACUUGGCCGGACACGUUAGGGCGGCGCACGGAGAGAGGACGUUCAAAGUGAGGGCGCCGUGGCCAUUGAAGAACGAUCUGUGGUGGAUCGAAUUCGACUUGACCGGGCAGAGAUUCAACGCCGGCCAUCCCACUCCGUCGCGUAACUACUACAACAUGAUGAAUGAUCUGGAGGUUAGUGGAUCCAUGACGAUGAUUACCGGCAGCCCUUUGUUCAACAAUGACGGCGAGCUCAUCGGAGUUGCGGCGUGGGAGUUUAGGGAGAAGGGUGCUCCUUAUCCGGUGGCUUUUGCAGCGCCGAUCUCGGCAGUUAGGGAGGUGGUGAAAUAUGCAAAGACCAAGAAACCCGAGGACCCGAUUGCUAUGGAUGCUUGGAUCAAGUAAUUACUGUGAACAAAUUAAGCUUUUGAGGUGUUGAUGCAGACUAUGGUGCAUGCAUGGGAUUAGGAAACAAGACCGUACCCUUUAUUA
Erythranthe guttata (spotted monkey flower) is the source of this 1220-nucleotide messenger RNA. RefSeq lists its product as uncharacterized. NCBI's taxonomy places the organism in Eukaryota, Viridiplantae, Streptophyta, Magnoliopsida, Lamiales, Phrymaceae. The record is from RefSeq and is a predicted model, not a curated record.